This is a messenger RNA of Elaeis guineensis (African oil palm), 4172 nucleotides long. RefSeq lists its product as uncharacterized. The record is from RefSeq and is a predicted model, not a curated record. Gene Ontology annotation, biological process: protein phosphorylation. Gene Ontology annotation, molecular function: protein kinase activity; ATP binding; receptor serine/threonine kinase binding. Lineage: Eukaryota; Viridiplantae; Streptophyta; Magnoliopsida; Arecales; Arecaceae.
AGACGGCCAUCCAGAUUUCAUUGGGCACACCCCAAACUUUUCAAACCCUUCAAUCAAGCUUCCUCUGACUCCCUCUCGCUUUCCUUCCUACCCCUCCCUCAUUUAUCAUAUCUGUAAGCAAUGCUCCGUUUAGCCGUGGAAACAACGUCACAAAACCAAAACCAAUCUCUCUUCAAUCCCUCAUCUUAGCCAUGAAGACGGUCCAAAUCCAACCUUUUCUCCUCCCCUGCCUUUUAUUCCUUUCCUUGUCCUUCUUGAAAGCCGGAGCACGGACUGAAGCACAAGCUCUCCUCAAAUGGAAGUCCAGCUUGCUUCAGGCAGACGCUCUGAGCUCAUGGUCCCUUGCCAACUCUACCACUCCAUGCACAUGGUUUGGUGUCCGCUGCAACUCCGCAGGCAGCGUCGUGCAGCUGAGCUUACCCAAUGCCAAUCUCGACGGCACCCUCGAUGAAUUAAACUUUGCUUCUCUGCCCAGCCUCACCAAGCUCGACCUCCAUGAUAACUAUCUCCAUGGCCCCAUUCCUUCAAACAUCUCUGCUCUCUCCAAGCUCACGUCAUUAGACCUCAGCAGCAACAACUUCAAUGAAUCCAUUCCGCCAGAGAUCGGUCAGCUCUCCGAGAUGGUCGACCUCCGUCUCUACAACAACAGUCUCGGCGGGCCGAUCCCAUAUCAGCUCAGCAAUCUCCGAAAGGUACGCUACUUCGAUCUAGGAUCCAAUUACUUGGAGAACCCAGACUACAACAAGUUCACCCCACUGCCUUCCGUGACACAUCUAUCUCUAUACCUCAAUAGUUUGACCGGGAAAUUCCCACCAUUUAUACUCAACUGCACCAAUUUAACGUACCUUGACCUCUCACAAAACAACCUGACGGGUAAAUUACCCGACUCGUUGUCAACCAAUCUAGUUUACCUCCAGUCCCUAAAUCUUACCGCUAACUUCUUUAAAGGAGUAAUUCCCGUUUCCCUUGCAAAUUUGACGAGGCUACAAAACCUUCAUCUUGGAUUGAACAAUCUCACCGGAGGGAUACCGCCUAUCCUCGGGUCCAUCUCUGGCCUUCGAAUACUCGAACUCUAUAACAAUUCACUUGGUGGACCGAUCCCUUCUUCUCUCGGACAGCUCCGAAUGCUUGAGCGCAUCGAUAUCAAAGCAGCAGAAUUGAACUCUACCAUUCCUCGCGAGCUCGGCCUUUGUACUAAUCUCGAUUAUGUUGAGCUGUCCAUCAAUCAACUGACAGGUGGCUUUCCACAAUCCUUCUCGGAGCUAACCAAGAUGAGUCAGUUCGGGAUCUCGAGCAAUUUGCUCUCUGGUGAGAUCUCCCCGGACGUGUUCACGAAUUGGACAGAGCUUAUUUCCUUUCAGAUACAGAACAAUACGUUCUUUGGGCCAAUCCCACCGGAGAUUGGGUCGGCCACAAAGCUGCAAAUCCUAUUCCUCUUCCACAACAACCUAUCAGGUCCAAUCCCUCCAGAGAUUGGGAGGCUAGCCGACUUGCAGCAAUUGGAUCUAUCGGAAAAUAUUCUCACCGGUCCGAUCCCUCGGACAAUAGGAAACCUCACACAGCUCACUUCCCUAGCCCUCUUCUACAACAAGCUGAACGGCACAAUCCCAGCAGAGAUCGGAAACAUGACGGCACUGACUAGCCUAGACAUCAACACUAACCGAUUGGAGGGUGAGCUGCCGGGCACCAUUGCUCAGCUUCCAAAUCUUCAGUUUAUUUCAGUCUUUUACAACAAGCUCAGCGGUCCCAUCCCUCGAGACCUCGGCCAGAAUGGGCAUUUGAACAGUGUCAGCUUUUCAAACAAUAGCUUCUCAGGGGAAUUGCCUCCAGAUUUAUGCAAGGGCUUUGUUCUUCAGCACUUCACAGCGGAUAAUAACAACUUCACAGGCUCCCUGCCGGCUUGCUUGCGCAACUGCUCGAUACUAGUCCGAGUCCGAUUGGAGUGGAACCACUUCACUGGAGACAUAUCAGAAGCAUUCAGCGUCCAUCCGACACUAAUCUACUUGGAUCUCACCGGCAAUCAGUUGACGGGCACGCUGUCUCCAGACUGGGGGGAAUGCAAGAAUCUCACCUACUUGCACGUGGAUGGCAACAGCAUCUCUGGUCACAUUCCGGCGGCAUUCGGGAACAUGACCGAGUUACAAGACCUAAGCUUAGCUGCCAACUUUUUGUCCGGAACAAUCCCACCUCAACUGGGGAAUUUGAGUCUCUUAUACAAGCUCAAUUUGAGUAGUAAUCAGUUAUCAGGGUCGAUUCCUUCGGAGUUUGGUGAUGCUGCCCAGCUUGCUUCUCUUGAUCUCUCAGCAAACAAACUCACCGGUCCGAUACCAACCGAGCUUGGUAAUCUGAAACGUCUUUUACUGUUAGAUUUAAGCAGCAAUGACCUAUAUGGAGAGAUACCAUCUCAGCUCGGCAAUUUGGGGGCUCUUCAAAUCCUGUUAGAUUUGAGUAGCAAUUUCCUCUCUGGACCGAUUCCUUCUAAUCUAGAUAAGCUCACAUCUCUCCAGAUGCUCAAUGUCUCCCACAACCAUCUCUCCGGCCCAAUUCCACCAGCUUUGGGGAGCAUGGGCAGCUUAGAUUCUGUGGACUUCUCUUACAACGAUCUAACAGGAGCCAUUCCGGAGGGAACUGCCUUCAAGAAUGCCUCUUCCUUUGUUGGAAACACAGGGCUAUGUGGAAACGUGAAAGGACUACGUUCCUGCGAAUCUAGUUCCUCUGGUGGUGGUUCUCACAAGAAUCAUAAGAAACUGAUCAUUGCUAUUGUUGUUCCAUUUGUGGGAGUUCUAGUACUGGCAACCGCAGUUAUAACUAUUGUUCUAGCUCGCAGGAAGAGCUGGGGUGAGAAGUUUGGGAUGGAGAGUGCCAUCGGGGGGGCAUCCCAGUCUUUGAUAUGGGAAAGAGAAGGAAAGUUCACAUUUUUAGAUAUCAUGAAUGCCACAGACAACUUCAGCCAAGUCUACUGCAUUGGAAAGGGAAGCUUCGGGACAGUUUACAAAGCUGAGCUAUUGUCGGGUCAUGUAGUUGCUGUGAAACGCAUCCAAGUAUCGGACCCUGAUGAGGUUCCAGAGGUAAACAGAAAGAGCUUUGAAAACGAGAUCCGAGCUCUUACAGAGGUGAGGCACCGGAACAUAGUGAAGUUACAUGGGUUUUGUUUAAGGGGAGGGGACAUGUACCUGGUGUAUGAGUACUUGGAGAGGGGAAGCUUGGGGAAGGUGUUGUAUGGGCAAGAAGAGGGGAAGAAGUUUGAUUGGGCUACGAGGGUGAAGGUUGUUCAGGGUGUGGCUCAUGCUUUGGCCUAUUUGCACCAUGACUGCAACCCACCAAUUGUGCAUCGGGAUAUAUCGGUGAACAAUAUCUUGCUGGGGUCAGAGUUUGAGCCUCGGAUCUCUGAUUUUGGGACUGCAAAGUUGCUGAAUCCAAAUUCUUCCAAUUGGACUUCUGUAGCAGGAUCUUAUGGCUACAUGGCACCAGAGCUAGCUUACACGAUGAAGGUCACGGAUAAAUGUGAUGUAUAUAGCUUUGGAGUGGUGGCACUUGAAGUCAUGAUGGGGAAGCACCCAGGAGAACUUAUUUCCUCUUUGCCAUCUUUGUCUUCAUCAGAGGGAAAGGAUGUGUUGCUGAAGGAUGUUUUGGACCAAAGGUUGGUUCCUCCAACAGGCCAAUUAGCAGAGGAGGUGGUCUUCAUCACAAAGAUAGCCCUAGCAUGCACUCGGACUGAUCCAGAAUCUCGACCAUCAAUGCGUUUCGUAGCGCAGGAGAUAUCUGCUCGCACACAAGCCUAUCUCCCUGAACCAUUGCGAAUGAUCACGAUCAGCAAGCUAACUUCGUUCCAAAAAUGAUCUGUCUUUUGAAAUACUGAAGGCUUUGAUUGAAUCUGGAAUCACAAGGAAGAGAUCUUUGUGCAUAGUAUCUGGAAAUAUUGAAGAGUAAAAGAGGCCUCAGAAUGCUUUUUAUGCAAUGCUUCAUGAAUAUGUCUCAGCAUCGCAUGAUGGGGAAAGAAGAAAGGCAUUUGCCUGUAGUUAGUGGGAAAUGGUUGUAGAAAAUGGCUCACCAUAUGUGGCAUUGAGUACGGAUAGUUGCACUUAUGAUGUACUUUACAAAAUCUAUUGGUAUAUAUAGAAUCCUCUUCUAAAUACAUAGGUAUAUAAUCCACUGGCAGAUUAGCCUGGCAA